Messenger RNA from Cetraspora pellucida, 636 nucleotides. The record is from the annotation of a GenBank genome assembly. Lineage: Eukaryota; Fungi; Glomeromycota; Glomeromycetes; Diversisporales; Gigasporaceae.
AUGAGUAAUACCAAUAAUCAGAAACUUGAUGUCUCGAAUGCUGCUAAUUCCAAUCCUUCUACUGCAUAUAAUACGAUAGUUAAUACUCUUAAAGACAUUUCUGAAAUGGAUCUCAAAUCAGUAUCUCAUCUUUUAUGUACAAUAAGAUACCCACAUAGAAAAAAUGAAGAUCACAUUAUAUCACCUUACUUACAAAAAAAAGCAUUCCAAUAUAUAUCUGAUUCUCUUUACAAACCUGGAAAAUCCCUUGAAUUAUUAAAUAAUCAAAACAAACAACUCAAAAAAGACAAUAAAAAAUUGCAACAAUCUAAAGACUGUAUAACUCAUAAAGUUUGGCAACUUAAUGGUUCUAUUGUACAGUUCAAGCAUAAGCAUCAUCAUCAUAUAUCUCGAAUUUAUGCAGUAGCCAAAUGCCCUCCAGAAUUAAAAGACAAUGAUUUGAAGGCUAUAAUUAGAAAUUUAAUUAAACAAAAUAAAAAAGAAUAUAAUUCAGAUUUUAUUAAACUUAUCAUACAAGUUUCUCAAAUUGGCCAAAUAUCCUUUAACACUGCAGCAGAAAGUAUAAAGAUAAUUUUUAAUUUUUUAACUGGGGAUGAAACACAAUUUUGGCUUUGUAUAAAUACUAUCAGCCAUUAG